This is a messenger RNA of Ostrinia nubilalis (European corn borer), 649 nucleotides long. RefSeq lists its product as uncharacterized. The record is from RefSeq and is a predicted model, not a curated record. The coding region runs from base 90 to 383 and encodes 97 amino acids. NCBI's taxonomy places the organism in Eukaryota, Metazoa, Arthropoda, Insecta, Lepidoptera, Crambidae. The transcript is spliced from 3 exons.
CGACGAAGUUUACAAACCUCCGUCAGGGGGCGUGAAAUGAAAAGGUUAGGUCGCCCGACAAAAUCUAUUUUAGGCCCGAAAUAUCUGCUAUGAUUAAGGUUCAAUAUGUAAUGUUCGUAUACACAAUUAUAUUGGUUACAAUGCUGGGGACGGCUACGCAAACGAAAAGAAGUCACUCUGAUCAGUCGGUCAAAGGAUACAUCACUGAGAGGACGUGCUGGUGGAAUGAAGUGUGCAAGGAGGAAUUUCAAACACUAUUUAGGUGUAAAUGCCCUUCGUGGUCAUAUUGUCGAAGUCCAGGAAAGUAUUACAACGCAGUUUGCUCAAUGACGGAGACGGGCUACAUCUGGGACCAGCCAAACUCCGAGUGGCGUGGACAGUGAUCAAGAUACUCUUGGCUCCCAAAAUCUCAAAAGCUAGCUCCCUUAUAACCUAAACGUUCGCAAAACGCCCAAAUGUGCCAAAUUUACAAAUUCUCAAAGUGCCACAUCAGCUCUAAUCUCCGAUUGUGCCACGCUCGAACAACGAUUCUAAUUUGAGACUGAUUCACUAGUAAAUGAAAUCAAAUUUCGUCUUAUAUUUUCAUAAUAUUUAGCCUAAGAGAACCUAUUUUUGUUUAUUUCCUUGAAUGUUCAUUGUUGUGCGUCUC